Pseudo-nitzschia multistriata is the source of this 2741-nucleotide messenger RNA. NCBI's taxonomy places the organism in Eukaryota, Bacillariophyta, Bacillariophyceae, Bacillariales, Bacillariaceae. The record is from the annotation of a GenBank genome assembly.
UAGUCUUUUUUCCGUUCGCAUGCUGUGCUGUCUACCGAGCUGCCACUGCCACAACCACGGCAGACUGCACACGCUUCGUGCUCGCACCAACCGUGGCGCUCCUUUGCCCGGCAGCGAAGGCAACAGCUUCCGGCACAACGAAGGCAACAGCUUCCGGCACAACUCGCCAACCGUUCCCCUCUACAGUAUCUGCACGUGCGUGUACGGUAUUCGACUCCGAUCCGGUGUCGUAACAUGCAAUGCCACUCGUGUCGUUCCGGCCUCCGACGGAUGGAAAGAACCGGGAUCGGGAACAGAACAAUCGACACACACGCKUCGCAACCCGACCAGAAGAAGACCUCUCUGUUCCACCCACCGCGCGUUCCUCUGUCGCUCGUUCUGUUCCUUCUCGUUUCCACACGACGCAACGCAACGCAACACAACGCAAUGCAAUGGCCACUCCGUUCUGUUCCGUUCCGUCGCACCCUCUCUCUCUCAAUCUCCCGUGCGCGCUAGAGCCUGCCCUCUCCGGCCAUCUUGCAGAGGCCCCCGAUCCCCAGGACGCCGAUCGGGAGGCCCACCAGCCCCACAAAGACGGUCUCCACAAACUCGCCCUGCUUCCUCGCGUGGUUUCUGCUUCUGCUUCUCGUUCCGCAUCCGCUCCCGUGUUCGCCCAGCGUCUUGAGGUAAAAGACCGACGAGACCGAUCCGGUCGUCGCCCGCCGCUGGAUCAGCCUGGCCGCGGCGGACGCUGGUCUGGCCGGGGGCACCAAAGCGAAGGACCUCCUCGCGGCGGAGGACGCCGACGCCGCCAGGGCCCUUCUCGUGUAGGCAGCAGCUGCGAGGGGCAUUCCCGGCAUGUUUCGCUGCUUGGUUGUUUGUUUCGUUGUUUGGUUGGGUUGGGUUGGGUUGGGUUGGGUUGGGUUGGGUUGUUUGCGUGCAAGGGAUCCGAUCCGAUCCGAUCCGAUCUGGUGCUCUGGACGUCGUUCCCUUUGCGAGAUUAGCUGGGAAUCCCUUUGUGUUUGGGAGUUGCGGGCGGAAUGGAAUGGAACAAAAACCGUUAUUGUUAUCGCACGGUACGAGCACGAGUUAUUUGGAGAGAAACAUAUCUCUCCGUCGUUGCCGYGCUGAGUUGGUUUGGAAAAUUGAUUGACAUGAUCUGCUUCGGUGCAGUGGGAGUCGAAGGUGUCAGSACUGGACGACUGCCUGCACAAUUCGUACCGUACAGCUACCGGUACGAGUACCAACAAUGACUCUAAAUUAUUUUUACCCCUAACCCUAAAAUAUGUAAGUUGUGCCUUUGUACCGUACUUGUUCGUGCAUCGCAUCUAGUGUGUUCAAUUCUGUAUCGUACAAGUACGGUGCGUUCGAAAAGUGCAAGGAAUCGACCAGUCCCGAGUCAAAUUCUGUUGUGAAUACGGUUUCUGUCCAUCGUACGGUAUUCCGGCUUCGCUGACAUCCACAGCGCAAGAUGAGACAGACGAAGCAACGAUGACCCAGUUUGAGUACCAGUACAUGUACCCGUAYGUACCUCCUCGUAGGAGCCGAACGUAGCCAAUCCAACCAUUCAUCUACCGAAUUUUAGUUAGCCACAACAACAUACACAAUACACAAUACAGUAAUACACACAGUAACACACAAGACAUCAACCACACCAAAGACAGCAGCCGCGUUGGCGCAGCAACCACCACCACCACCACCACAACAACAACAACAACUACUAGUACUACCAACACCAUGGCCACGCGUGGCGUCUUCCAGUGCCGAACCCUGACCCUCCGGUACUGCGAGCACGGGGGAUCCUCCCGGGCCGUCCGGGAGUACCUGGCCAGCGGGAAGCUCCUCGAGUGGGCCUCGGCCCGGCCGACGGUGGAGGUCCGCGUCUCGGUCGCCAACGGGAGRCACCCGAACCUUUCGGCCGGCUACGAGACGCAGGCGGUCAGCAACAAGACCGCCGCCAACCACGGGGUGGCCUCGAGGCCCGUCCUGCACCAGGUCUGCCUCCGGAGCAAGGGGGCUUCUUCGGGCCCGGACGAAAAGGCGGCCCUGUCGGAACGAGGGGGGACGGGMACGGGACCGMUCCCAAAGCACCCCGUCGAGGCCGCCCUGGAMAAGCUCUACAACAAGAGCGGCCGGAAGAUGACCAAGUUCACAAAGCCGAUCUACACGCAGACGCCGUCGAUCCAGGGGGUCUGGACCCCCUCGCUGGACCUCCACCUGAUGGGGGAGGCAAGCGGCGGAAGCGGGAGCGACGGCUUUGAUCUCACCAUUGUCACCACGGAGGCCUAGCGGGGACGGGCCGGGUGGUAGAGUGCGGUGUGGUGCGGUGCGGUGCGGUGCCUGUGGUAGAGAGCAGUGCACCGGAGUGCAAGUGCGGUGCAGGUUCACUGUCGAACCAGAAAACACGGCGGCCGGCUGCCGCUGCGCCGGGUCGAGUGGAACAGGGUGCAACCAAAUGCAAUCGAAUCGAAUGCAAUCGAAUCGAAUMGAAUCGAACGAGGGACAGAAAAAAGGGAACAUCGAAAGCUCGAGCUGGUGCUCUUGCCACCAAGAGAGAAAAAUGUUUGAGACACGGAACGGUUUGCCUUGCGUUUCGCUCUUGGCCGGUGUGGCAUAGCUGAGAAAAGGAAUCGCAAUUCCAAUGGCAAUCGCUAUYGAGACGAUUGGMRGAAGAUGGAACCACGGCAGAAGGCAGUAUUGAUGCGAACGGAGUCUUUCGAAUCGGGAUCUAAUGGCACACAGAAUAAUGAAUUUUUACGAGA